Messenger RNA from Miscanthus lutarioriparius, 219 nucleotides. NCBI's taxonomy places the organism in Eukaryota, Viridiplantae, Streptophyta, Magnoliopsida, Poales, Poaceae. The record is from the annotation of a GenBank genome assembly.
AUGGAGGAGGAGCGUAAUGAUUGUGGGAUCUUCUCUGUGAUGUUUUUUGAGAGGUGGGAUGUCACCAUUGAUGUCAGGUGGGCAUUUGACUUUUCUGAUAUAGAAAAUAUAAGAGUGAAGCUUGCGAAUUCAGUAUUUUCCAGCCCAACUAAUUUAGUUGACAAGGCUUUAGUAAAUUUCUUCUAUGAGCAGGACCUUGAUCCUCGACUAUUCAAGUAG